UUUGCUGUAAAGAAAUCAAAGAGGGGUUUUGCUGCAUGAACCAAAUGCGACAUAAUCUCUGAACACUGGAGCUGGAGGAAUUGUUGAGUUUUGUUGAUAGUUUUUAAUGUUUUUAUUUCCCACAUGUUUGAAUGCAUUUGCUCCUCCUGGUCUCAUUUUCAAAGGUGAGAGGUGAAGCUGUUGCAGGGCAUGCUGCUGUGAUUGGGCUGAUCCACCGAUGGUUUUUACGCAGAGAGCAGGGACCCCAGAGAAGUCACCAUCUCUCCUGGGCUUCAACUGUGAACAGUAGUAGAUCUGCUGGAAGGAUGUGCACGGUGUGAAAAACCCAGAAGUUUUGUCUUUUCUUUCUCUUUUCCUGACUUCAUCCAUCAACAACCAUCGUGCGCCUCCGUGCGCCUCAGUGACCCAGCAGACGUCCCACUCUUUGCCGGAUCAUGUGGAUUAUUGUGGCGCUGGUCCUGGUGGCGGCGGGUCCUGGUGGGAGCUGGGGGUGUCAGCUGCCCAACGACUGGAGACCGCAGACCGAAGCUUGCCGGGCCGAGCUGGCGGAGAUCAUCGUCUUUGCCAAGGUGCUGGCGCUUCACAAGGAGUCGUACAGUAUGUACAACUACCUGCCGUGGCAGCACGACACAGACCUGCUCUUCUCCGCAGAGAUCGAGCUGCUGUGCGACCAGGCGUGGGGCAGUAUGCUGGAGGUGCCUGCUGGCUCCAGGUUCAAUGUCACCGGCCUUGGAUACUUCCCCUGCUUCUCCUACAGUGUCACCAAGGACAACAACUACUACUUCUUCCUCAGCAGGAUGGAUGAGAACUACAACAUUGUCCCUCAUGGAGUGAACUUCCAGGACCCCAUCUUCUCUGACACUCCAGACAACCAUCGCAUGUUUGCAAGCCUCUUCCAGUUUUCUAAUUGCACUGCCGGCACUCAGGUCCACACCUUCACCCCAGAGUGGGAGGCUCAGGAGGACAGCAGGUUGCUGUGCUCCACGGUGCAGAAAGCUCUGUUCGAGGAGGAAGAGAGGGUGAGGACUCUCUCCCAGAAGGUGCGCACCUUGGAGAAAGCCAACGGCCAUCUGCGCGAAAAGGUGAAGACCAUGAAGCGUCUGCUGCGCCAGGCCCAACGAGAAACCUCAAAGGAGCAGCAGACCCUUAACCUCAAACAGCUUUACGAGCCGAAGACGCCCCACCCGGAUCAGGACACUACCCAGGACCAGAAGAACCCUCCCCCCAAAAAGGUCCUCUCCAAGAAGCUAAAAAACUAGACUGUAUACCCACUGUCACUCAAGCAUCAGCGACAGAGCAGACUGGUUGAAGAGCAGGGGGAGGUGACAGCAACAGCAGCAAGGAGUGGAUGAAAGUAACAAAUUUGGUUUUAAUGACAAUUUCAUUACUAUUUAAUGUUUAUUUAAAAAAAAUUCAAAUUUCAUGAAAACCCUGGUGAACAACCUGUUGCUGUAAUUCUUGGUAAAACCUGGGCCAGUAAAACUAUCAUGAACAAAGGGACCUCAUGAACCUGUCUCCAUUAGAUUCAUUCAGGGGAGGCACAAUCACUAUCAGAACUUUUUCCAAACAUUUCAAACUGGCAGAUGAGUUGAUAAAUAUGAGGACAAUGUUAAAGCAUUUGAAAUUCAAGAUCUCUUCUUUAUCAUUUGUUUCUUUUCUGUGCUGGACACAUUAUGCGUUGUUUAAAUAAAUUUCUUAUUUCAAAAAUGUUGUCACUUAAAUGCUCCAUAUUGAUGUAGAGGAAUUGCCUAGUCUGAAUAACACAGAAUGGAGUUUAUCUCUUAGAGUUAUAGUUCUUUACUGCAUUGGGUUUCAUGGAAUACACAGAGGUGAGCAUUUUAAAUCUUGUGUGUGGAAGCAUUGCAUGCACACAAUGCCUAGACUCUGUAUAUGAUUGUGCAGACACAGGAGCAGCUGUGUCAAAGUUCAAAUGAUGCAAGACCCACUAUUUCAUCAUUUGUCUUCUCUACCUUUGCCGGGUUUUUAUUUGCUCUUUUCAUCUAUUUAUAUCUCUCAGAAACAAGUGAUUCUUUACAACCAGGGAACUGCUUCCCAAGAGGGAUUUUUUUCAAGUUCUCCUACAUGUAACACAAAUUGUACUGAAUGAGAACACGGUGCUGAGCACCCAUUGAGUCCAGCCAGUGAGCCUGGCGUGGUACAGGCUUUUUCUGUGUCAGAAACGAGAGUUGGCUUCAUUAUACUUUCUACAUUUGCUUUUGUUAUCUAUAUUUUUGUGCUUUCUCUAAACUAUAAACAUGUGGUUUGAAAUAGCAUAAUCAUUUGUGUUACCAGUCAUUGUAUCUUUUUUUAAAUAAAUAAAUGAACUUUUACAAAACUU
This is a messenger RNA of Pleuronectes platessa (European plaice), 2338 nucleotides long. It is a transcript of the gene ccdc3b, whose product is annotated as coiled-coil domain containing 3b. The coding region runs from base 435 to 1259 and encodes 274 amino acids. The transcript has 3 exons. Lineage: Eukaryota; Metazoa; Chordata; Actinopteri; Pleuronectiformes; Pleuronectidae. Gene Ontology annotation, cellular component: extracellular region. The record is from RefSeq and is a predicted model, not a curated record. Gene Ontology annotation, biological process: negative regulation of gene expression.